CCGCCGCCGCCGCCGCCGCCCACGGAGGCUUGUCCCUCGCCGCCCGCCGUAGCCCGGCGCUCGGCCGGCCGCCGUUCCCAAGAUGGCUGCGGCGCGCUCGGCUCCUGCGGCGGGCUAGAGGCGGAGGCGGAGCCGAGUCACUCCUGCACUUCGGGGCUCCGGUCCCUCGCGCCAGGCUGCAGCUUACUGCCCGCCGCGGCCAUGCGGGGCUCCGUGCACGGAUGAGAGAAGCCGCCACCGAGCUGGUCCCCCCUCCCGCCUUCGCCGUCACCCCUGCCGCCGCCAUGGAGGAGCCGCCGCCGCCGGAACCCGAGCCCGAGCCCGAGCCCGAACGCUGCCCGGUGGGGAGGCAAGUGUCCACAUUGGGAGACUCAGCUUGCAAGAGUCCCGAAUCUGAUCCAGAGGACUUCUCUGAUGAAACACAUACAGAGCAUCUUUAUGGCGCCUCUCCCCCCAGCACACCUCGACAGAUGAAACGAAUGUCAGCCAAACACCAGAGGAAUAAUGUAGGGAGGCCGAUUAGUCGAUCUAAUUUGAAAGAAAAAUUGAAUGCACCAAAUCAACCUCCACAUAAAGACACGGGGAAAACAGUGGAGAGUGUGGAUGAAUACAGCUAUAAGCAGGAUAAAAAGAUCCGAGCAACUCUUAGAACAACAGAACGCGAUCAUAAGAAAAACGUGCAGUGCUCAUUCAUGUUAGACGCAGUGGGCGGGUCUUUGCCAAAAAAAUCGAUUCCAGAUGUGGAUCUCAACAAGCCUUACCUCAGCCUUGGCUGCAGCAACGCCAAGCUCCCCGUCUCUGUGCCGGUGCCUAUUGCCAGGACCGCACGCCAGACUUCCAGGACUGACUGCCCUGCAGAUCGCUUAAAGUUUUUCGAAACAUUACGACUUCUGCUAAAGCUUACCUCAGUCUCAAAGAAGAAGGAUAGGGAGCAAAGAGGACAAGAAAAUACUUCUGCUUUCUGGUUUAACCGGUCAAAUGAACUGAUCUGGUUAGAGCUACAAGCCUGGCAUGCAGGACGGACCAUUAAUGACCAGGACCUCUUUUUGUAUACAGCCCGUCAAGCCAUCCCAGAUAUCAUCAAUGAAAUCCUUACUUUCAAGGUUAAUUAUGGAACCUUUGCCUUUGUUAGAAAUGGGGCUAGUUUCAAUGGUACUUCAGUAGAAGGGCAGUGCAGAGCCCCUCAAGGAACCAAGAGUGUGGGUUACUCAACAUACCAUGAGCACCUCCAGCGCCAGAGGGUCUCGUUUGAACAGGUAAAACGGAUAAUGGAGCUGUUGGAACACAUAGAAGCACUUUAUCCGUCGCUGCAGGCUCUCCAAAAGGACUAUGAAAAAUAUGCUGCAAAGGACUUCCAGGACAGGGUGCAGGCGCUCUGCUUGUGGCUGAACAUCACAAAAGACUUAAAUCAGAAGCUAAGGAUCAUGGGCACUGUUUUGGGUAUCAAGAAUUUGUCAGACAUUGGCUGGCCAGUGUUUGAAAUCCCUUCCCCUCGACCAUCCAAAGGUAAUGAGCUGGAAGAUGAGGGUGAUGACACAGAGGGAGAAUUGAAGGAAUUGGAAAGUAGUACAGAUGAAAGUGAAGAGGAGCAAAUCUCCCACCCGAAGGUACCAGAAGUCAGGCAGCCUGUAGACAGCAGCUUCAACAUCCAGUCGCGGGACUAUGCGUCCAAGAAGCUUGAGAGACUGGAAUCUGAGGAGGAGUCCAUGGGCUGGGGAGUGGCAGACUACGGCACUGAAGUAGGCUUCAGUAGACAUUGUCUGACUUCUAUUUAUAGACCCUUUGUAGACAAAGCACUGAAGCAGAUGGGGUUAAGAAAGUUAAUUUUAAGACUUCACAAGCUAAUGGAUGGCUCCUUGCAAAGGGCACGCAUAGCACUGGUAAAGAAUGAUCGUCCAGUGGAGUUUUCUGAAUUUCCAGAUCCCAUGUGGGGUUCAGAUUACGUGCAGCUAUCAAGGACACCAUCUUCCUCGGAGCAGAAACACUGUGCCGUGUCCUGGGAAGAGCUGAAGGCCAUGGACUUGCCCUCCUUCGAACCUGCCUUUUUAGUGCUUUGCCGAGUCCUGCUGAACGUCAUUCAUGAGUGUCUGAAGCUGCGACUGGAGCAGAGACCUGCUGGAGAGCCGUCUCUCUUGAGUAUCAAGCAGCUGGUGAGAGAGUGUAAAGAGGUCCUGAAAGGUGGCCUUUUGAUGAAGCAGUACUACCAGUUCAUGCUCCAGGAAGUUCUAGACGACUUGGAGAAGGCCGACUGCAACAUCGAUGCUUUUGAAGAGGAUCUGCAUAAGAUGUUGAUGGUGUAUUUUGAUUACAUGAGAAGCUGGAUCCAAAUGCUACAGCAAUUACCUCAAGCAUCCCAUAGUUUAAAAAAUCUGUUAGAAGAAGAAUGGAAUUUCACCAAAGAAAUAACUCAUUACAUACGGGGAGGAGAGGCACAGGCUGGAAAACUUUUCUGUGACAUUGCGGGGAUGCUGCUGAAGUCCACCGGGAGCUUUCUGGAAUUUGGCUUGCAGGAGAGCUGUGCUGAGUUUUGGACCAGUGCUGACGACAGCAGCGCCUCAGAUGAAAUAAGGAGGUCUGUCAUAGAGAUCAGCCGGGCGCUCAAGGAGCUCUUCCAUGAAGCCAGAGAAAGAGCCUCAAAAGCACUUGGAUUUGCUAAAAUGUUGAGAAAGGACCUGGAGAUAGCAGCAGAGUUUAUACUCUCAGCCCCAGUUAGAGACCUGCUAGAUAUUCUGAAAGCAAAACAGUAUGUGAAGGUCCAAAUUCCUGGCCUGGAGAACUUGCAGGUGUUUGUUCCAGACUCUCUGGCUGAGGAGAAGAGCAUCAUUUUGCAGUUGCUGAAUGCCGCCGCAGGCAAGGACUGUUCAAAGGACCCAGAUGACAUGCUCAUCGAUGCUUAUCUGCUUCUGACCAAGCAGAGUGACCGAGCUCGGGACUCAGAAGAUGGCUGGGGCACAUGGGAAGCACAGCCUGUCAAGCUGGUGCCUCAGGUGGAGACGGUGGAUACCCUGAGAAGUAUGCAGGUGGAUAAUCUUUUACUGGUCGUCAUGCAGUCAGCUCAUCUCACGAUUCACAGAAAAGCUUUCCAGCAGUCCAUCGAGGGGCUGAUGACUCUACACCAGGAGCAGACAUCCAGUCAGCCAGUCAUCGCCAGAGCUCUGCAGCAGCUCAAGAAUGAUGCCCUAGAGCUGUGCAACAGAAUAAGUGAUGCCAUUGACCGAGUAGACCACAUGUUCACAUCUGAGUUUGAUGCUGAAGUUGAUGAAUCUGAAUCUGUCACCUUGCAGCAGUAUUACCGAGAAGCAAUGAUUCAGGGGUACAAUUUUGGGUUUGAGUAUCAUAAAGAAGUUGUUCGUUUGAUGUCUGGAGAGUUCAGACAGAAGAUAGGAGACAAAUAUAUAAGCUUUGCCCGGAAAUGGAUGAAUUAUGUCCUGACUAAAUGUGAGAGUGGUAGAGGUACAAGGCCCAGGUGGGCAACUCAAGGAUUUGAUUUCCUGCAAGCCAUUGAGCCUGCCUUUAUUUCAGCUUUGCCAGAAGAUGACUUCUUGAGCUUACAAGCCUUGAUGAAUGAAUGCAUUGGCCAUGUCAUAGGAAAGCCGCACAGUCCUGUUACAGGUUUGUACCUUGCUAUUCAUCGGAACAGUCCCCGUCCUGUGAAGGUACCUCGAUGCCAUAGCGACCCUCCCAACCCACAUCUAAUUAUCCCAACGCCAGAGGGAUUCAGCACUCGGAGCGUGCCUUCGGAUGGGCGGAGCCACGGCAGCCCAGCUGCUGCUCCUGUUGCCGCCGCUGCCACCACUACCACCGGCCGCCCGGCUCCCUGUGGCAGCGACUCUGUGCCGCUCAAACCCAUCAGCAGUGCCCCUGAUACCAGGGGUUCCAGCGUCCCUGAAAACGAUCGAUUGGCUUCCAUAGCUGCUGAAUUGCAGUUUAGGUCCCUGAGUCGUCACUCAAGCCCCACAGAGGAGCGAGACGAACCAGCAUAUCCAAGAGGUGAUUCAAGUGGGUCAACACGAAGAAGUUGGGAACUUCGGACACUUAUUAGCCAGACCAAAGAUACUGCUUCUAAACAAGGACCCAUAGAAGCUAUCCAGAAAUCAAUCCGAUUGUUUGAAGAAAAGCGGUAUCGAGAAAUGAGAAGAAAAAAUAUCAUUGGUCAAGUUUGCGAUACCCCUAAAUCCUAUGAUAAUGUCAUGCAUGUUGGCUUGAGGAAGGUGACCUUCAAAUGGCAAAGAGGAAACAAAAUUGGAGAAGGACAGUAUGGGAAAGUCUACACCUGCAUCAGCAUGGACACCGGAGAGCUGAUGGCCAUGAAGGAGAUUCGAUUUCAACCAAAUGACCAUAAAACUAUCAAGGAGACUGCAGAUGAAUUGAAGAUAUUUGAGGGCAUCAAGCACCCCAAUCUGGUUCGGUAUUUUGGUGUGGAGCUGCACAGAGAAGAAAUGUACAUCUUCAUGGAGUACUGUGACGAGGGCACUUUAGAGGAGGUGUCAAGACUGGGGCUCCAGGAGCACGUCAUCAGGCUGUACUCGAAGCAGAUUGCCAUCGCCAUCAACGUCCUCCACGAGCAUGGCAUAGUUCACCGCGACAUUAAAGGUGCCAAUAUCUUCCUUACCUCAUCUGGACUCAUCAAGCUGGGAGAUUUUGGAUGCUCAGUAAAGCUUAAAAACAAUGCUCAGACCAUGCCUGGUGAAGUGAACAGCACACUGGGGACAGCAGCAUACAUGGCACCUGAAGUCAUUACCCGUGCUAAAGGAGAAGGCCACGGGCGUGCAGCAGACAUCUGGAGUCUGGGCUGUGUUGUCAUAGAGAUGGUGACAGGCAAGAGGCCUUGGCAUGAGUAUGAACACAAUUUUCAGAUUAUGUAUAAAGUGGGAAUGGGACAUAAGCCCCCAAUUCCUGACAGAUUAAGCCCUGAGGGAAAGGACUUUCUCUCUCACUGUCUGGAAAGUGACCCAAAGAUGAGAUGGACGGCCAGCCAGCUCCUCGACCAUUCUUUUGUCAAGGUUUGCACAGAUGAAGAGUGAGGCCCACCGCCCCCGGCCUGCUGGUGUGCGCACUCGGAGCCCUCGGUCGCUACUGUAUGUAAUAUUUACAUAGAGACUGCUGAGAGGCAGUGCUGGCCUCGCACCUUCCACCCGAAGACCGCUCCUGCUGCUCCCGUUUGUCUGAUGUGGCACAGGGCCCUCCGGAGGGACGGUGUCCAUGGGGUCAAAGAAGCUGCAUGUUAAGUGCCAUUACUACUGUACACGGACCAUCGCCUCUGUCUCCUGUGUCUCCUGUGGCUGAGAACCGUGACAUCAGUGUAGCGUUUCCAACCCUCUGGGUUCAGAAGAAGUCGUGCUGUUAUCAGGUGUCCUGGACCUCAUUCUGAUCUCCUGUUUGUUGAGUGCACUGACUGUGAAACCUUGGUGUUGUUGGCAAGCUGCAGGGUUUGUUAUGCAAAAGGCUGAUUAAUGAAAUUUAAGAAAAAGGUUCUUUUUUCAAUAAAUGGUUUAUUUUAGGAAAGCUAAGUCACACUGUCUUUUCAUGGUUUACAACUUUAGAGCCAGCAGCCAGGAGAGAGGCCUGGCAUUUUCCUCAGCAGAAGGAGCACAGCCAGUGUGUUCAGGUGGACACUCACUGAUUGGGUGUUCCUGAGGGACUGGGGUCUCCUUGCUGACCAGCAGAGGACAUAAGUGAAGCAACACUAAUGGUGUGAGAAAGCCCUUUUUAAUUAUUUCCUAUUAACCAGCAAAUUACAGCAGAAGCUUGAGCCUUGUUACCACACGGUGGGCUCAGUUUAUUUUUAAACCAAGAUGUAGAGGUGCUAGGUCAGUAAGUACUGCCAGAUGACAAGAACGCAUCUUUCAGGGUAAACUGAAUUUCAGCAGUGAGCCUUCCUGGAUAGCCCAGCUUUGUGUCUUGAUGGUGUUCUUUACUUCAUUUUGCUAUUAAAUUUUUUUAAAGAUUGA
Messenger RNA from Sciurus carolinensis (gray squirrel), 5951 nucleotides. RefSeq names its product mitogen-activated protein kinase kinase kinase 4 (gene Map3k4). Gene Ontology annotation, biological process: protein phosphorylation; positive regulation of stress-activated MAPK cascade; MAPK cascade. Bases 222 to 5024 code for a protein of 1600 amino acids. NCBI's taxonomy places the organism in Eukaryota, Metazoa, Chordata, Mammalia, Rodentia, Sciuridae. The transcript is spliced from 27 exons. The record is from RefSeq and is a predicted model, not a curated record. Gene Ontology annotation, molecular function: ATP binding; protein kinase activity.